Molecule: messenger RNA, 1275 nt
Organism: Drosophila subobscura
Lineage: Eukaryota; Metazoa; Arthropoda; Insecta; Diptera; Drosophilidae
Product: aspartic proteinase A2
Exons: 1
Coding region: 15-1178 (387 amino acids)
Biological process (GO): cell death; proteolysis
Cellular component (GO): lysosome
Molecular function (GO): aspartic-type endopeptidase activity
Source: RefSeq, a predicted model, not a curated record
UAAGCUCAUCGAACAUGGCUCGAGUUUUGUUUUUCCUCAGCCUCAGCUUGGCUGUGACCUUUGGCAGCUGUCGCCAGCUACGCAUAUCGCUGCAUGGCGUGGAAAACCCUUUAGGGUCGGAGCUGUUCAAUCGAUUUCUCUCCAUCAACUCGAGCACAUCCAGCAACGAGACUGACAAGAUCCGACUGCCGCUGAGGAAUCGUAAUAAUGUGGAGUACUUUGGCAUCGUCAGCAUGGGUACGCCCAAGCAGAUGUUCAAGGUGAUGCUGGACACGGGCUCCUCGAACACCUGGCUGCCAUCGAGCAACUGCGCGCGCAGCAAUUGGGCCUGCCAGAACCACAGGCGCUACGACUCCUCCAGGUCCAGCAGCCAUGUCAAGGAUGGACGCAACUUUACGCUCUUCUACGGUGCUGGCAGUGUGAUUGGUUACCUCUCAAAGGACACGUUACACUUUGGAGGGAAGGAACUGCCAAACCUGAUCUUCGGUGAGGCCAUGUUCCAGUACCAGGAGGUAUUCGAUUCGGUGAUCUUCGACGGCAUUGUAGGUCUGGGUCUGGGCGAGCGUGCCUGGGCCAAUUCGACGCCCUUCCUGGAGCUACUCUGUGAGCAGCAUCUCGUGGAUGAGUGUAUUUUCUCCGUGUACCUACGACGCGUGCCGGGCUCUUUGCGAGGCGGCGAAAUCAUCAUCGGCGGCAUCGAUAAAUCCCGCUUUAGUGGCUCCAUUCAUUACGUUCCGCUCACGGAGUACGGCUACUGGAAGUUUGAGAUGACUAAAGUAUCCGUGGGCCUGGAGAAAAUCGAUGUGGGUGUGAGUGCCAUUCUCGACACGGGCACUUCCAAUAUCCUGAUACCCGAACAGAGCUACGACAUCCUGCACAAGGCGCUGAAAGCCACGUCUGAUUAUGGUCUAAGCUUCGUCACCUGCGAGCUCGAUUCGCUGCCAAAUAUCAAACUGCUGAUUGCAGGCAGAACAUUUCCCAUUACGCCCAUGGAUUACGUGAAGGAAGUGCUGCUCGAGGACAACAUUAAAGUGUGCAUAACGCGCUUUUCGCCCAUCAAUCUGAACUUUUGGAUACUGGGCGAUGUGUUUCUGGGGCGCUAUUACACGGUCUACGAUGCGACAGAGAAGCGAGUCGGUCUGGCUAGAGCCGUGCCAGAUGUUGCAAUGGGAGGGUAGAGUUCAAAUGCUAGAAAUUCAGUGACCCACAGAUCAAAGUACACAUUUUUGUGACUGUUUUCCGUGUACGAGUAACCGAGAAAAAUAAAUUCAAAUA